GGAAGAUCUCAAUUGUUCCUCGCGUCCUCUCUCCUUCUCAAAAACAAUUGGAUGAGAAAGCCUAAGGUCCCGCCCUUCUGACCCUCUCCUCCAAUGGGUUUUUUAGAAGGAGGCAAAGCGAGGACGUAUAUGAGAUUCUGCCCAUGUUGUUGCGUUAGCAUGUAUCUAGCUGGCUAAUAACUAGCUAGCAAGACGGCUAAGGUUAAGCUAGCUGCAUUUAUGGUUUGCCAUUCAAAUGUAACUUUCGAGUGAAAUAUAAAGUUUCACGGACCUGGUCCUUACGACGACAGUGCAGACCCAGAGAGAGGCCCCACCAUCUGACAUCCUAGGUCUGGCAGAUUAUGACCCAGUACCAACCACAGUCCAACCGCUCCAACUUCUUCACUGUGAAAACAGAGGCCUCCUCAACACCACCUCUCGCCACCAGCAUGGCCAAUAGCAGCGCCGCCGCCCCAGGGAAGGUGAUGGGCACACCUGGCCCUGCCGGCAGAAUCAGCCCAGAAGGAAGUCAGGUGUUGAGUAAAAAGAAGCUGCAGGACCUAGUAAGAGAGAUUGAUCCCAAUGAGCAGCUCGAUGAGGAUGUGGAGGAGAUGCUGCUGCAGAUUGCAGAUGACUUCAUUGACAGUGUGGUGACGGCUGCCUGUCAGCUGGCCCGCCAUCGCAAGUCCAACACCUUAGAAGUGAAGGACGUCCAGCUACACCUGGAGCGCCAAUGGAACAUGUGGAUUCCUGGCUAUGGUUCAGAUGAGAUUCGGCCGUAUAAGAAGGCUUGUACCACAGAGGCCCACAAACAGAGAAUGGCAUUGAUCCGCAAAACAACCAAAAAGUAGCAAGACCUGGAACCAGCCUCGCACAAACCCUCUGAAGAUAAUGAAAGUGUGGGUUUUGCAUCAGGCUAUCAAAGGGGGAAAACUGUGUAUAUUUAUAAUAAUGGGGGACAUUCUUUCACCCACGUCUUCAUCUCCCCCAGGUUUUGUGUGUGAUUUGUCAGUGCCAUCAUCACACAAGUAUUUUGAUCUUUAGUUAUUUUUAAUACUUUUCACCACAGACUGGCCAAAAUCAAACACUCUUCAUUCUGUGGAAAUGUACACUCAGGUAUAGAGUGUUGUUUUGGGACAGUGUUUUGUUUUUGGAAUUAUCUGUUCAACUUUACUUUUUUGUUCAAGGGGUAACCACCAAACACACACUUUCAAUAUGGUGGUGGCUACCAUACUCUUUCCCACUUUUUUCCCUUUCUUUUGUCUGGCAUGCAUUUGCUGUUGUGUGUUUAGGUUUUGUGUUUAGUUUUUGUCACAUAAACAAACCCCCUUCAUCUAACAUCAGAAAUGUACACCAUUUGCAUUUAGUUCGUUUCCAGAAUACUGUCAUGGCACUAUGUUUUUGUUUGCUGUAGGGAUCUGAUGUCAUCUCCAUAGUUCAUUAGAAAAUUACCCAGGACAUUGUUUUUCAUAAGAUGUCACCAAUUAACAACAAAUGACUGAUUUAUUAUUCCAAAACAAUAAGGAUGUGAAAUAUGGCUUGUAUCGCCAGACUGCAGUGAGAUGGCGUUGGGUAAUGGUCCUUAUUUGGGGAUGUGUGGGGAAGCAGUAACAUUUAUUUUACUUUAUAUGGCAGUGUUUUAGUUUAUUUUUAUUCCAUAAAUAAAACAAGAUUCAUAUUUCA
Messenger RNA from Coregonus clupeaformis (lake whitefish), 1662 nucleotides. RefSeq names its product transcription initiation factor TFIID subunit 12. The transcript is spliced from 6 exons. Bases 342 to 830 code for a protein of 162 amino acids. Gene Ontology annotation, biological process: RNA polymerase II preinitiation complex assembly; DNA-templated transcription initiation. The record is from RefSeq and is a predicted model, not a curated record. Gene Ontology annotation, cellular component: transcription factor TFIID complex; SAGA complex; SLIK (SAGA-like) complex. Gene Ontology annotation, molecular function: TBP-class protein binding; DNA binding; protein heterodimerization activity. NCBI's taxonomy places the organism in Eukaryota, Metazoa, Chordata, Actinopteri, Salmoniformes, Salmonidae.